Molecule: messenger RNA, 7614 nt
Organism: Pristis pectinata (smalltooth sawfish)
Lineage: Eukaryota; Metazoa; Chordata; Chondrichthyes; Rhinopristiformes; Pristidae
Product: deleted in malignant brain tumors 1 protein-like
Exons: 27
Coding region: 80-6250 (2056 amino acids)
Cellular component (GO): membrane
Source: RefSeq, a predicted model, not a curated record
UCAACUGCACUGCCUCGCUCGCUCCUGUCUUCAGAGUUACCAGAAUUUCAUUGCAUUUCGUUUGCGUGGAGAACUAAGUAUGAAGGGUUUGAUCUUUGGUAUCUCCCUUCUACUCACCUUUAUCAACGCCGAGUUUGAUAUAAGGCUAGUUGAUGGCAGCGAUCAUUGUUCGGGAAGAGUGGAGGUGAAAUACAAUGGACAAUGGGGGACGGUUUGCGACGACGGAUGGGAUAUGGAAGACUCCAAGGUUGUUUGCAAACAGCUUGGUUGCGGAUCUCCUGUAGCAGCACUUUCCGGAGCAAAGUUCGGACAGGGGAGCGGGAACAUUUGGAUGGACGAUGUUUCGUGUAAUGGAACUGAAUCGUCCCUGUCGAACUGCUUCUUCGGAGGAUGGGGUAUUAACAAUUGCGGUCACCAAGAAGAUGCAGGCGUAAAAUGCAUGGAAGAGGUUGCUAUAAGGCUCACUGAUGGCAACAAUCGUUGUUCGGGAAGAGUGGAGGUGAAAUACAAUGGACAGUGGGGGACGGUUUGCGACGACGGCUGGGAUGUGGAAGACUCCAAGGUUGUUUGCGAACAGCUUGGUUGCGGAUCUCCCACAGCAGCACUUUCAGGAGCAAUCUUCGGACAGGGGAGCGGGAACAUUUGGAUGGACGAUGUUUCGUGUAAAGGAAAUGAACCUUCCCUUUGGCAAUGCUCCUUCCGAGGAUGGGGGAUUAACAACUGCGGUCAUGGAGAAGAUGCAGGCGUGAAAUGUACGCAAGAAGUUGAAUUAAGGCUAGUUGAUGGCAACGAUCGUUGUUCGGGAAGAGUGGAGGUGAAAUACAAUGGACAGUGGGGGACGGUUUGCGACGACGAUUGGGAUAUGGAAGACUCCAAGGUUGUUUGCAAACAGCUUGGUUGCGGAUCUCCCGCAGCAGCACUUUCCGGCGCAAAGUUUGGGCAAGGGAGUGGAAGCAUUUGGAUGGACGAUGUCACGUGCAAUGGACGUGAAGAUUCACUUUGGAAAUGCUCCUUCCGUGGAUGGGGGAUUAACGACUGCAGUCACGGAGAAGACGCAGGCGUGAACUGUAUGGAAGAAGUUGAUAUAAGGCUGGUUGAUGGCAAAGAUCGUUGUUCGGGAAGAGUGGAGGUGAAAUACAAUGGACAGUGGGGGACGGUUUGUGACGAUGGCUGGGAUAUGGAAGACUCCAAGGUUGUUUGCAAACAACUUGGUUGCGGACCUCCCGCAGCAGCACUCUCCGGAGCAAAGUUCGGGCAAGGAAGUGGAAACAUUUGGAUGGACGAUGUCAAGUGCAAUGGACGUGAAGCUUCACUUUGGAAAUGCUCCUUCCCAGGAUGGGGGAUUAACAACUGCGGUCACGGAGAAGAUGCAGGCGUGAACUGUACGGAAGAGGUUGAUAUAAGGCUAGUUAAUGGCAGCGAUCGUUGUUCGGGAAGAGUGGAGGUGAAAUACAAUGGACAGUGGGGGACGGUUUGCGACGACGACUGGGAUAUGGAAGAUUCCAAGGUUGUUUGCAAACAGCUUGGUUGCGGAUCGCACGCUGCAGCACUUUCCGGAGCAAAGUUCGGGCAAGGGAGUGGAAACAUUUGGAUGGACGAUGUCAAGUGCAAUGGACGUGAAGCUUCACUUUGGAAUUGCUCCUUCCGAGGAUGGGGCAUUAACAACUGCGGUCACGGAGAAGAUGCAGGCGUGAAAUGCACGAAAGAAGUUGAUAUCAGGCUCGCUGAUGGCAACAAUCGUUGUUCGGGAAGAGUGGAGGUGAAAUACAAUGGUCAGUGGGGGACGGUUUGCGACGACGACUGGGAUAUGGAAGACUCCAAGGUUGUUUGCAAACAGAUUGGUUGCGGAUCUCCCGCAGCAGCACUCUCCGGAGCAACGUUCGGGCAAGGGACUGGAAACAUUUGGAUGGACGAUGUCAAGUGCAAUGGACGUGAAGCUUCACUUUCGGAAUGCUCUUUCCGAGGUUGGGGGAUUAACAACUGCGGUCACCAAGAAGAUGCAGGCGUGAAAUGUGCUGAAGAGUUUGAUAUAAGGCUCGCUGAUGGCAGCGAUCGUUGUUCGGGAAGAGUGGAGGUGAAAUACAACGGACAGUGGGGAACGGUUUGUGACGACGGCUGGGAUAUGGAAGACUCCAAGGUUGUUUGCAAACAGCUUGGUUGCGGACCUCCCGCAGCAGCACUCUCCGCCGCAAAGUUCGGACAAGGGAGUGGAAACAUUUGGAUGGACGACGUCACGUGCAAUGGACGUGAAGCUUCACUUUGGGAAUGCUCCUUCGCAGGAUGGGGGAUUAACAACUGCGGUCACGGAGAAGAUGCAGGCGUGAACUGUACGGAAGAAGUUGAUAUAAGGCUCGCUGACGGCAGCGACCGUUGUUCGGGAAGAGUGGAGGUGAAAUACAAUGGACAGUGGGGGACGGUUUGCGACGACGGCUGGGAUAUGGAAGACGCCAAGGUUGUUUGCAAACAGCUUGGUUGCGGAUCUUCCGCAGCAGCACUCUCCGGAGCAAAGUUCGGGCAAGGGAGUGGAAACAUUUGGAUGGACGACGUCACGUGCAAUGGACGUGAAGCUUCACUUUGGGAAUGCUCCUUCGCAGGAUGGGGGAUUAACAACUGCGGUCACGGAGAAGAUGCAGGCGUGAACUGUACGGAAGAAGUUGAUAUAAGGCUCGCUGACGGCAGCGACCGUUGUUCGGGAAGAGUGGAGGUGAAAUACAAUGGACAGUGGGGGACGGUUUGCGACGACGGCUGGGAUAUGGAAGACGCCAAGGUUGUUUGCAAACAGCUUGGUUGCGGAUCUUCCGCAGCAGCACUCUCCGGAGCAAAGUUCGGGCAAGGGAGUGGAAACAUUUGGAUGGACGACGUCACGUGCAAUGGACGUGAAGCUUCACUUUGGGAAUGCUCCUUCGCAGGAUGGGGGAUUAACAACUGCGGUCACGGAGAAGAUGCAGGCGUGAACUGUACGGAAGAAGUUGAUAUAAGGCUCGCUGACGGCAGCGACCGUUGUUCGGGAAGAGUGGAGGUGAAAUACAAUGGACAGUGGGGGACGGUUUGCGACGACGGCUGGGAUAUGGAAGACGCCAAGGUUGUUUGCAAACAGCUUGGUUGCGGAUCUUCCGCAGCAGCACUCUCCGGAGCAAAGUUCGGGCAAGGGAGUGGAAACAUUUGGAUGGACGACGUCACGUGCAAUGGACGUGAAGCUUCACUUUGGGAAUGCUCCUUCGCAGGAUGGGGGAUUAACAACUGCGGUCACGGAGAAGAUGCAGGCGUGAACUGUACGGAAGAAGUUGAUAUAAGGCUCGCUGACGGCAGCGACCGUUGUUCGGGAAGAGUGGAGGUGAAAUACAAUGGACAGUGGGGAACGGUUUGCGACGACGGCUGGGAUAUGCAAGACUCCAAGGUUGUUUGCAAACAGCUUGGUUGCGGACCUCCCGCAGCAGCACUCUCCGGAGCAAAGUUCGGGCAAGGGACUGGAAACAUUUGGAUGGACGAUGUCAAGUGCAAUGGACGUGAGGCUUCACUUUGGAAUUGCUCCUUCCCAGGAUGGGGGAUUAACAACUGCGAUCACGGAGAAGACGCAGGCGUGAACUGUACGGAAGAGGUUAGUAUAAGGCUGGCUGAUGGCAAUGGUCGUUGUUCGGGAAGAGUGGAAGUGAAAUACAAUGGACAGUGGGGGACGGUUUGCGACGACGACUGGGAUAUGGAAGACUCCAAGGUUGUUUGCAAACAGCUUGGUUGCGGAUCUCCCGCAGCAGCACUGUCCGGAGCAACGUUCGGGCAAGGGAGUGGAAACAUUUGGAUGGACGAUGUCAAGUGCACUGGACGUGAAGCUUCACUUUCGGAAUGCUCUUUUCGAGGUUGGGGGAUUAACAACUGCGGUCACCAAGAAGAUGCAGGCGUGAAAUGUGCUGAAGAAAAUAUGUCAACUCUCCAGCCUGAAGAGUAUUCGAUGGAAGCAACAACCCUAGCUGAAACAUUGCUUUCAAUGAGAUCUUCCACACUCCCUGACAAUUACGAAGUCGAUAUCAGGCUCGCUGAAGGCAGCGACCGUUGUUCUGGAAGAGUGGAGGUGAAAUACAAUGGACAGUGGGGAACAGUUUGCGACGACGGCUGGGAUAUGGAAGACUCCAAGGUUGUUUGCAAACAGCUUGGUUGCGGAUCUUCCGCAGCAGCACUUCCCGGCGCAAAGUUCGGGCAGGGGAGCGGGAACAUUUGGAUGGACGAUGUUUCGUGUAAAGGAACUGAAUCGUCCCUGUCAAUGUGCUUCUUCGGAGGAUGGGGGAUUAACAACUGCGGUCACCAUGAAGAUGCAGCUGUGAUCUGUUCGGAAGAAAACAUGUCAACUUCCCAGACUACAGAGAAUUCGAUGGAAGCAACAACCGAAGCUGAAACAUUGUUUUCAAUCAAAUCUUCUACACUCCCCUACAAUGAUGAAGUUGAUAUAAGGCUCGCUGACGGCAGCGAUCUUUGUUCUGGAAGAGUGGAGGUGAAAUACAAUGGACAAUGGGGGACGGUUUGCGACGACGGCUGGGAUAUGGAAGAUUCCAAGGUUGUUUGCAAACAGCUUGGUUGCGGAUCUUCCGCAGCAGCACUCUCCGGAGGAAAGUUCGGGCAGGGGAGCGGGAUAAUUUGGAUGGACGAUGUUUCUUGUAAAGGAUCUGAAUCGUCCCUGUCGAAGUGCUUCUUCGCAGGAUGGGGGAUUAAUAACUGCGGUCACCAUGAAGAUGCAGGAGUGAUCUGUUCGGAAGGAAUUAUGCCAGCUUUCCAGACUACAGAGUAUUGGAUGGAAACAACAAUCGAAGCUGAAACAUUGCUUUCAAUCAAACCUUCUAAACUCCCCUACAAUGAUGAAGUUGAUAUAAGGCUUGCUGACGGCAGCGAUCGUUGUUCGGGAAGAGUGGAGGUGAAAUACAAUGGACAAUGGGGGACGGUUUGCGACGACGGCUGGGAUAUGGAAGACGCCAUGGUUGUUUGCAAACAGCUUGGUUGCGGAUCUUCCGCAGCAGCACUCUCCGGAGCAAAGUUCGGACAAGGGAGUGGAAACAUUUGGAUGGACGACGUCACGUGCAAUGGACGUGAAGCUUCACUUUGGGAAUGCUCCUUCGCAGGAUGGGGGAUUAACAACUGCGGUCACGGAGAAGAUGCAGGCGUGAACUGUACGGAAGAAGUUGAUAUAAGGCUCGCUGACGGCAGCGAUCGUUGUUCGGGAAGAGUGGAGGUGAAAUACAAUGGACAGUGGGGGACGGUUUGCGACGACGGCUGGGAUAUGGAAGACUCCAAGGUUGUUUGCAAACAGCUUGGUUGCGGACCUCCCGCAGCAGCACACUCCGGAGCAAAGUUCGGACAAGGGAGUGGAAACAUUUGGAUGGACGACGUCACGUGCAAUGGACGUGAAGCUUCACUUUGGAAAUGCUCCUUCGCAGGAUGGGGGAUUAACAACUGCGGUCACGGAGAAGAUGCAGGCGUGAACUGUACGGAAGAAGUUGAUAUCAGGCUUGCUGAAGGCAGCGAUCGUUGUUCGGGAAGAGUGGAGGUGAAAUACAAUGGACAGUGGGGGACGGUUUGCGACGACGGCUGGGAUAUGGAAGACUCCAAGGUUGUUUGCAAACAGCUUGGUUGUGGAUCUCCCGCAGCAGCAAUUCCCGGCGCAAAGUUCGGGCAGGGGAGCGGGAACAUUUGGAUGGACGAUGUUUCGUGUAAAGGAACUGAAUCGUCCCUGUCAAAGUGCCUCUUCGCAGGAUGGGGGAUUACCAACUGCGGUCACCAUGAAGAUGCGGGUGUGAUCUGCUCGGAAGGAAUUAUGCCAACUUUCCAGACUACAGAGUAUUCGAUGGAAACAACAAUCGAAGCUGAAACAUUGCUUUCAAUCAAACCUUCUAAACUCCCCUACAAUGAUGAAUUUGAUAUAAGGCUAGCUGAUGGCAGCUUUCGUUGUUCGGGAAGAGUAGAGGUGAAAUACAACGGACUGUGGGGGACGGUUUGCGAUAACGGCUGGGAUAUGGAAGACUCCAAGGUUGUUUGCAAACAGCUUGGUUGCGGAUCUCCCGUAGCAGCACUCUCCAGAGCAAAGUUCGGGCAGGGGAGCGGGAUCAUUUGGAUGGACGAUGUUUCGUGUAAAGGAACUGAAUCGUCCCUGUCGAAGUGCUUCUUCGCAGGAUGGGGAAUUAACAACUGCGGUCAUCAAAAAGAUGCAGGAGUGAUCUGUUCGGAAGGGUUUGAACAUGGAGGAGGAACCGCUUUACAAUCAAAUUAACGGAUAAGAGCAGGUGUUCACAUGCUUCCAGGAAAUGCGAAUUCAAUUCUUUUUAUAUUCGGAAGAUGUUUCAUCCCCCACCGGCUCCACAUUUCAAUUGAAUGCUCAGGCCUCUACUCUGGGAAUUCUGUUGAUAUACCAAUGCUAAUAGCACCGAACGAAAAGCACAAUCUUCAUCGGCUCCUGACAUGCCAAGACAUCUAUUUUAAAUCUCGCAGAUGCAUUUUCAUAUCAUCCAUGGCAAGCGUCCUGCUACCUUGAUAACUCUUCCAGACUUAUUAACUUCUGAACACCAGAACUUUUGGCCAUCGCCUUUUAAGCGGGUCCGCUUUGCUGACCGGACCUCCUUCUGCUUACAAACGGUCCUCUCUGGCCAACUAAUGUUGCAAGAUAGCUCAUUGUGUGGUCCUGUGCCAUUUAUUACUUGAUAAUUUUCUAUUUUUUCUUCUUGUUUAGAGAAGUAGUUUUACUGCACGAAAGAUACCAUUCAAAAGGAAGAUACUGAGUUGUAAACUCUUACAUGAAACAAAUUGAGUGUCAAAGUCCCACAGCACGGAAAUUGGGCCUUCGGACCAUGCUGUUCAUGCCAACUGAGAUGUCCAUCUACGCUAGUACCAUUUGCCCGCGUUUGGCCCAUAUCCCUCCAAACCUGCCCCAUCCAUGUACCUGUCCAAGUAUUUUUCAAAUAUUGUUAUUGUACCUGCCUCAGGUACUUCCUCUGCCAGCUCGUUCCAUAGACGCACAACGCUUCGUGUGAAGAGGUUGCCCCUCAGGUCCCUUUUAAAUCUUUCCCCUCUCACCAUAAAACUAUGGGUUUUGUUUCCCUAUACCUUGGGGGAAGGUGGGUACAUUCACCUUAUCUAUGCCCCUCAUGAUUUUAUACACCUCUAUAAGGUGACCCCACAAUCUCCUAUACUCCAAGAAUUAAGUCCCAGCCUGCCCAACCUCUCCCUAUAACUCAUAGAGUCAUGUAACUUAUAUCUGGAAAAACUGCAGAAAACUACCUACGAUUGCAGUGGGCCAAAUCUUCCCUCGAGACACCGCACUAUUCUCCAUUCUAAAGCGGAAUUAUUUCCUCAAAAAGGAGCUCAGGAUGUCAGCGCUGUCCGCUGAAGUUCACCAUGAAGUCCGGCUGAGACCCUCCUCAUAUUCCCAAUUCAUUGGCUGGGAGAUAUCCGCACUGCACCUAUACUGGUAUAAACUGAUACAUGUAUGUUGAGCCCAUUGAAAUCAACGGGAGAAAAAGGCCGCUUGGAGAAAUAUGAGUGAAGUUCUUUAUUUGACUGAAUGUUAACUUGUGCAGCUGAUUGAUUAAUUUGUUACUAUGUUAUUUGUGUGCUUUUUUUACUGUGUUAUUUGUACUA